Molecule: messenger RNA, 3002 nt
Organism: Fusarium odoratissimum NRRL 54006
Lineage: Eukaryota; Fungi; Ascomycota; Sordariomycetes; Hypocreales; Nectriaceae
Exons: 2
Coding region: 313-1128 (271 amino acids)
Source: RefSeq, a predicted model, not a curated record
AGUCGACAUCCAUUUCCAGCACCUCACCAAUAAGUGUCUUUGGGUCAAUCAAGUGGUGAGUCGAUUCUGUCAACCCAGUCGCCGCCCCGGGAACCAGACACCAUGGUCACCACGUGAGGACAACAUACUUAUAGGACUCGGACCGCGUAACGACAACUGGUCAGAUAUCAAAAAGAAUUUGCCUGGCAGAACUGAGGCUGCUUCUAAGCAACGUUGCAGAAAGAUUCGCAAAGCCUCUGAACGAGGCAAUGGAAAACUGGAGCCGGGCGCCUGCCAGCAGGAGAUCCGCAAAAUAGAGUGCCUCAGAUAUUUAUGGGUCAUCAGGAGAUUACUUACCGCCUAGAUUACACUUCAUCGCACUCUCAAGCAGUUUUGCCUGAGGUCAACUGCCGAUCUCUCCCACCGGCUGUUAUCAACAGACAGCGAAGCAUGGCGCCUUCUGGGAAUGGAUGUCAGGGUCAAGGGGCAGACGAAAUGUCAGCUUCAUGGCAAACAGAUGAAAACGACAACCAUAGCAGCUCACAUAGGGACAUCCGCUCAGCGCCCAAUAUGGCGGAAACAAAAGUCUUUCGGUGCAUUGUCGCACAUACACUUCCAAAAUAUUGCGAUGAGAGAUUUGACAGCAUAAAGAAGCACAACGAUCAUAUUAGGCAUGACCACUCAUCCGUAUUCUGGUGCAUUCCAUGCCGGUACAAGUUUUCCAUUGCCAUUAGUGAAGAGGAUUUAGAGCUCAAAAAGACUGAACACAGCCAACAGUGCACCAAACAACCGGCAAGAAUCGACCUGGAGCGUUGGGACGAAUACUUCAUACUCAAAGAUAGCAUCUAUAUGCUUGUUACGUCAAGCCAAUGGAUUUAUACUAUUGUUCCUGAUGAACUUGACAAAAAUGGUGGUAAGGAAAGUCUAUCUCACAAUCAAUGGAGGCGAAUUCUUGAAACAGUUUUCCCCAGUAACACAGCCUUCGACGUGUACAGCUCAAGGCACUCGGGUAAACCAGAGCUCGAUUUGCCUCCAAUGUUGCCCCCUAGGGCUGUCGGCAUGCCUCCUGAGGACACUAAGCUUCCUAGAUUCAGCAGCCUCUGUCGUACGUUUGAUACAGCCCCAAGCCCGUCCACGGGCCAAAUCUAGACACUCUGUCACCAAGUCUUGCGAGCUAAUUGGUCGGAUUAGCUGAGUCUAAACAACAAGCUUCUCCGGUUUAUCAUUCAUACCGAGUCAACCAGCGGCCCUGAAUCUUAUAGCCUACAUCAGGCAAGCACCUUUUAGCAGACCGUGUGGAGUCCGCUGAACCUCGGGCAGCUGCAUCAUACGUCAGCUGACUAAACGUUUCCUUCAUCUCCCCUCAACACCAACCGCCUCUAUGGCGAACCAACUCGCCCCUAUCAACCGGGACCCCAACGCGUUGACAUAGCUUGCCUAGUUUCCGCUAUACACGAGAUGGGGUCCUCCAACGCCGAAAACUCCGCUACAGCAUCACUAACUCUAACUUCUGACGUUCCCAACGACGCGUCUACGACCGAAGAAGCCAGAUCGUGCAGGCCCUGGAUCUCUAGAACGCACAUCAUGAUGAGGGCUCGCGGUAGCACCAUGUCACAGUCCAAUAGCCUUAGCAAAUUGCCGUUGGAUGUCGCCCAAGAGACUUUGGAACUGCUACUUGACGUAGGACACCCCAUAGUGGCGGCCGUUCAGCCUCCGAAGACUGGACGCCGAUAAAACCGACGCCAAUGAAGCCGCCACCACUUGCACAACCGAGCAGAUCCGCCAGUACCUCAUCAAAAGUGCUUUCUAUCGCGACCAGGAUAUUUCACGGUUGAAAGUCGACGAUGUAAGUUAUGCCAGGUCAGGGAGAGGACGUCUCAGGCCUUGACAGCCGCGACAAGGAACCGAUGCUGCGAAUCACGAUACUGGAAGUGGUUACGCGGUCAACAGCGAUAAAGAGUAUCCGCGUGAUGAACUCCGUCCUUCAACUCAAGUUCUCCAGUUUGGUCAGAGUCUGAAGGGUCCAGCGAGAAUGCGCUUGUAAAACGCGUUGCCUUGCCACUUCUCUCUGUUCCAGCGCGUAAUCGUGCGCAGACUGUCGAUUCUCAAGGCGGAAGCAGCUUCAUGCUCAACAGCCCAACUUUCCCUCGCUGGAUCACUACGCAACUUCUCGAUCCGACUCUUGUACCUUGGUAUCCUUAACUCUCAUCUCAUCACUAAAUUUUGUUCAUAGGUAUUGUCAUCACGACACUUUCUUCAGGUCAACCUUGUGCGUCAGUAUUUCUCGACAAAUCUAAUAGCUGUGCGCCGUACCUGCAGGAAGUCAUACUCUCAGCGAAUUGCCUGCCACACCUGGAUCAAGUACAUGAUCCAAGCUCGGUUUCCUCUUCUGAUCGACUUGGCCGUCCUGUUGCCUUUCCUGUGGCUAGCAUCCCGAAGGGCUUCCAACGCCGCUCUUUCUUGCUCAAUGACUUGUCUGACCGCCCGAGGAAGGUCUUGGCGAGUAGAAAUCAGGGCAGCUGUGCCAGGGAUUGCAAGGUUGAAGAUGAUGGUACUAGGAAGCCUCUUGUAUUCCCGGCUGGUGACAACAGCAUCGAUCUCAGUCCUUGCAGCUUGAAGCUUAUGAAGCUAUCGUCUGAGUGCAGCUGUUGUUUAACGGCUUGGAGGUUCCCUAGACUGAUGGGGAACUCGUUGAUAUAACGAUGUUGAUGGUGGUAGGAGAAGGCCGUCGAGACGAGCUUCCUUUUGGGUACGUGUGUUGCCAUCUUGCUUUGUGUGGUGCUUAGUGGGAUCGUCUUAUCGGACGUACCAAAAACAUCACCUUGUACCCGUAAGGGCGGUCAAAUGAGUCACAUUCUAGUUUUUUUAUUUAUCAGCUUUGCGCUGUAGCAAUUGGUCAGGCACUUUGGUAUAAUGUCUAAGUUAUGAGCUAGAUGUGUUAUUUGCAGUUGAGACUUGUGGCUGAGACCUUGAGCCAGCAGAGAGAACUUAGUUCAUAGGUAGCUGUUGCGCUAGUCCACAAU